CGGGGCGGCGCCCCGAGCCCGGGCCCCGCGCGGCCCGCGCCCCCGGCCCCCGCUGAGCCCCGGGGCCCCGCCGCGGCCGAGGCCAUGUUCCCCGUGUUCCCUUGCACGCUGCUGGCCCCCCCCUUCCCCGUGCUGGGCCUGGACUCCCGGGUGGGCGGCCUCAUGAACUCCUUCCCGCCACCUCAGGGUCACGCCCAGAACCCCCUGCAGGUCGGGGCUGAGCUCCAGUCCCGCUUCUUUGCCUCCCAGGGCUGCGCCCAGAGUCCAUUCCAGGUGAGCCGCGCCGGCGCCCCGCCCACGCCGCAGGCCCCGUCGGCCGAGCCGCUCCAGGUGGACCUGCUCCCGGUGCUCGCCGCGGCCCAGGAGUCCGCCGCCGCCGCUGCGGCCGCUGCCGCCGCCGCCGCUGUGGUCACCGCACCCCCGGCCGCCGCCGCCGCCUCUACGGUGGACACAGCGGCCCUGAAGCAGCCGCCAGCGCCGCCGCCGCCGCCCCCGCCCGUGUCGGCGCCCGCCGCCGAGGCCGCGCCCCCCGCCGCCGCCGCCACCAUCGCCGCCGCGGCCACCGCCGUCGUCGCCCCGACGUCGACGGUCGCUGUGGCCCCCGUCGCGUCCGCUUUGGAGAAGAAGACAAAGAGCAAGGGGCCCUACAUCUGCGCCCUGUGCGCCAAGGAGUUCAAGAACGGCUACAAUCUCCGUCGGCACGAGGCCAUCCACACGGGCGCCAAGGCCGGCCGCGUCCCCGCGGGCGCCAUGAAGAUGCCCACCAUGGUGCCCCUGAGCCUGCUGAGCGUGCCCCAGCUGAGUGGCGCCGCCGGGGGCGGGCCCGAGGCGGGCGCGGGCGGCGGCUCGGCCGCGGUGGCCGCCGGCGGCGUCGUGACCACCACCGCCUCGGGCAAGCGCAUCCGCAAGAACCACGCCUGCGAGAUGUGCGGCAAGGCUUUCCGCGACGUCUACCACCUGAACCGGCACAAGCUGUCGCACUCGGACGAGAAGCCCUACCAGUGCCCCGUGUGCCAGCAGCGCUUCAAGCGCAAGGACCGCAUGAGCUACCACGUGCGCUCACAUGACGGCGCUGUGCACAAGCCCUACAACUGCUCCCACUGUGGCAAGAGCUUCUCCCGGCCGGAUCACCUCAACAGUCACGUCAGACAAGUGCACUCAACAGAACGGCCCUUCAAAUGUGAGAAAUGUGAGGCAGCUUUUGCUACGAAGGAUCGACUCCGGGCGCACACAGUACGACACGAGGAGAAGGUGCCAUGUCACGUGUGUGGCAAGAUGCUGAGCUCGGCUUAUAUUUCGGACCACAUGAAGGUGCACAGCCAGGGCCCUCACCAUGUCUGUGAGCUCUGCAACAAAGGCUUCACCACGGCAGCAUACCUGCGCAUCCACGCGGUGAAGGACCACGGGCUCCAGGCCCCGCGGGCUGACCGCAUCCUGUGCAAACUGUGCAGCGUGCACUGCAAGACCCCUGCCCAGCUGGCCGGCCACAUGCAGACCCAUCUGGGGGGGGCCGCCCCCCCUGUCCCGGGUGAUGCCCCCCAGCCACAGCCCACCUGCUGAGGGGGACCCCUGCACCCACCAGGUACUGGUGAGGUUUGUCCUAUGGCAGCAGCAGCAGCGCAGCGGCAGCAGCAGCGGCAGCGGCAGUCGCAGCCCCUCCCACAGCUGUGGGCUCCCUCCCUGGGGCCGAGGGGGUGCCAGUGAGCUCUCAGCCACUUCCCUCCCAGCCCUGGUGAGCUCCAAGUUGGUGGGGGAGAAGGGAGAGUGGAGGAAAACCCCUUGGUACAGUCUCCUCCCCUCUCUUCCCACCAACUCCUCACUAUUACCCACCAACCAAGGAGCCUCCAGAAGGAAAGGAGGAAGAAAUGUUCUUAGGGGAAUUCUCUAGGUUUUAACUAUGUUUCUCCUGCUCCUCUUUACUCCCUGUCAGAGCUGACCCUACACACACCUGUCCCCUCAGUUGUGUUGAAGUCCCCUGGACAGUGGGCAGGGGUGGCAGAGGAAAGGAGCAGCCACUGCCCUCACCCCUCUCCUCUCUGCAACCCCCUGCCCUUCCCUCCUAGGGAUUUGUGAGCCUUUUCCUUCAGUGGUCCUUCUCUUCUUCCAGCCCUCUCCCUCUACUGUCUGCUGCCCCUCCCUGGGGAGUUGGUGCUUUCUUUUUGUUGUUGGUUUUUUUUUUUGUUUGUUUGUUUUUUUUUCUCCCAGGGGGAGGGAGGAGAGGAAGGAGGGGAAUCAAAGAUUCUGUCCCAGAGAGGGAUAUGUGGAGAUUUGAGAAGGGGCAGAAGCAGGGAAAGCAUUAAGUUGUACUUUCAAUAAGAUAGGGUUGUUGGGGUUAGACCCUAAAUAUCAUCCUACUUGAAACUCUGUCAGGGGAAAAAAGUCAAAGAAGGGGAGCAAAAGGAGCCACUGAGGGCCAGAGGCAGAACAAGAGAUGGAAUCUUAGGGGGCCAGGGUAAGGGAGGGGAACCAGGGACUAGAGGUGCUUCCUGGGAGCGGGGGAAUGCAGCCACAGUGUCUCCCCCUUCCCUCUUCCAUCCCAGCUCCAGCCCUGGUCUUUCCUUUUCAUCCCUCUUCCCCACGACAGAAGCUGUGGCCCUGGCCAUGUCAUCGUGUUCCUGUGUCCCCCGCAUGUUUCCCACCCUCCAUUCCCUCCUUUUGCGCGGACCCCAUUACAAUAAAUUUUAAAUAAAAACUUG
Castor canadensis (American beaver) is the source of this 2696-nucleotide messenger RNA. The record is from RefSeq and is a predicted model, not a curated record. NCBI's taxonomy places the organism in Eukaryota, Metazoa, Chordata, Mammalia, Rodentia, Castoridae.